Messenger RNA from Botrytis porri, 1488 nucleotides. RefSeq lists its product as uncharacterized. The record is from RefSeq and is a predicted model, not a curated record. The transcript has 6 exons. Lineage: Eukaryota; Fungi; Ascomycota; Leotiomycetes; Helotiales; Sclerotiniaceae. Gene Ontology annotation, molecular function: oxidoreductase activity, acting on paired donors, with incorporation or reduction of molecular oxygen; monooxygenase activity; iron ion binding. Bases 1 to 1488 code for a protein of 495 amino acids.
AUGAUACACUUUGCAGAUCUGGGGGCAAUAUCAUUGGCAAAUUCCAAUACUGUGAUUGCGGGUUGCAUUGUCUUCGCAUUGUAUUACCUAUUCCAAUUCCUCAAUUCAAAGAAAUUGAAUUUCGAUGCUCCAGUUAUAGGCGAUGCGAGUGAUCUUCGCUCUGCUCUGAUCAACGGGUACAACCAGUGCCCAAACACGCCAUUUUUACUGCCAACAGCGGCUCAUCCUACAAUCAUCUUACCCAUCAAGUACAUUGAUGAGAUCAAAUCUUUACCCCCAGACAAGAUCUCAUUUCUCGAAGAAUUCAGAGAUAGAUACUUUGGGCAUUAUACGGCGUUUGCAAACAAUACCGAAGGAGAUGCAGUCACAACAAGUGUCAAGGUUGACCUCACACAGAGCAUCGCGCGUGCAUUGGAGAACAUGCAAGCUGAGACAGAGCUCGCUUUUGCAACUGAAUUGCCGAAGCCCAAGGACUGGAUGUCAGUGACAUUAUAUCCCAUCAUAUUAAGAAUGGUGGCAAAGGUCAGUGGACGAGUGAUGGUAGGCGAGCCGUUAUGCAGGAAUGAAAAAUGGAUUCAAAUAUCGACUACAUAUACUCGUGACACCUUCUUGGGGGGUCGAGCGGUCUGGGCACGACACCCACUUUUUAGACCAAUAUAUGCUCUUUAUUCGCCAGAAUUAAAGAAAGUUCGCCAACACUAUACCGAUGCGGCAGAAUUCCUGCGGCCAAUCUUCAAUCAAAGAUUCAAGGAGAUGGAGCGGGAUGAUUUUGAGAAACCACAAGAUAUGAUUCAAUGGAUGAUCGAUAACUCGGGAAACAAUGCUAAAGAUGCGACCUUCCAAGGUCGAUGCCAACUCUUGAUAUCAUUUGCAGCCUUGCAUACUACGUCUGGACUGUUAGGUAAUGCGAUUCUUGACCUUGCAGCACGACCAAAAUACAUUGAAGCUCUCCGCGAAGAGAUAGCCGCUAAUCUUCCCGAAAAUACUCAAAUCACCAAACAAAUACUCACCAAACUGCGAAAAAUGGAUUCGUUCUUGAAGGAAAGUCAGAGAAUGAACCCAUUGAAUCUAGUCACCAUGAACAGAAAGAUGAUGGACACAGUACAGCUAUCAGAUGGUACAAUCUUACCAAAAGGAUCUUUCGUUGGUAUGGCAGCCGGCUCCAUCGGUUUUGAUCCCAGAAUCUUCGAAAAUCCCGACGAAUUCGACGGUUUUCGAUUCGAGAAGCUCAGACAGCAAGAAGGCGCGGAAAACAAAUUCCAACUAGUGACCACAGGAAAGGAUAGUCUGGCUUUUGGACACGGAACUCACAGUUGUCCAGGCCGCUUUUUUGCCAGCAAUGAGAUUAAGACGAUGCUGAUCGAACUUCUGCGGAAUUAUGAUUUUCAGCUACUCCCUGGAACUGAAAGGCCAAAGAAUUUAAAGAGUGAUAUGAGUCUCGUUGUAGACCCAACGGCACAGAUUCAAAUUAAAGAGCGUUGUAGAUAG